AUGGACAAGAACAGAUCUAUAUCGAAUGUAAGUGACUCGUCGUCAUCCUUGUCGUCAUCGACCAUUGCGAAAAAAACGAAGAACUCGUCAUCCGUAAUAGCAUCGGCAAGUGGUGGUGCUACUACUGCCACUGCUACUGCUACGAUUAGUAAUAAUGAAAUAACAGAAGGCACGAACAGAAAUACCGUGCUGCCGCGCCCUGUGCGUCGCAUUCUGCAAAAUUUCCUUCUGGUCUGGCUUGAUGCCAAUUUGGAUGAAUCAAAUGAAGAUUUCAAAAAUUCUCUACAACAGUUACGACGCAUUGUGGCAUCGAUCACAACAUUUACAGAUGCUCAAGAAUGCAUCGAAUUUCUCAGUCAAAUAAAAAAAGAAAAGGUGUUUAUGAUUGUGUCUGGUUCAUUGGGUCGACAAAUAAUACCAGAUAUUCAAACAUGGCCACAAUUGGAAUCGAUUUAUGUGCUUUGUAGCAAUCAAUCCGCUCAUGAAGAAUGGGCCAGAAAAAUAGCUAAGGUAAAAGAUGUGCAUACUCGUAUUGAGCCGAUUUGUGAAUCAUUACAAAUCGAUCGUGAGAAUUGUGAUCGAGAUAUGAUCUCGAUCAGUUUUGAUGGUAUUGAUGCGUUAUUUAUGUAUACGCAAUUAUUAAAAGAAUCACUUUUGGAAAUUGAAGACGAUGAUGAAAAAUCAAUUAAAGAGUUGGUUGAUUAUUGUCGUCUUCAAGAUGAUAUUGCUGAAAACCAGAUUGACAAAAUCGAACGUGAAUAUCCUGGCCGUACACCAAUUUGGUGGUAUACAGCACCUCACUUUAUGUAUUCGAUGUUGAAUCGUGGUCUUCGAGUAACGGAAGUCGACAUUAUACUUGAAAUGGGAUUUUUUAUUCGACAUUUACAUCAACAUCAGAAUUAUUCAGAAACCAUGCAUGCCUAG
Didymodactylos carnosus is the source of this 924-nucleotide messenger RNA. Lineage: Eukaryota; Metazoa; Rotifera; Eurotatoria; Philodinida; Philodinidae. The record is from the annotation of a GenBank genome assembly.